AUGGCAUCUCUCAAAGGCCCUGGUGCUCCUCAGAAGCACGACGGCUCCGACCUACGCAUUGCGAUCGUCCACGCGCGCUGGAACACCACCAUGAUCGACGCUCUGGUCAGCGGUGCGAAGAAGACCAUGCUGGCUGCGGGCGUGAAGGAAGAGAACAUCGUGAUCGAGUCUGUACCGGGGUCAUAUGAGCUCCCCAUGGCAGUCCAACGGGUCUACGCCGCAUCUCAAAUCCAAAGCACAGCCAGCACCGUGGCUGGCGGGAUGGGCAGUCUGGCCAGCGGUAUCGGUGAUUUAUUGGGCGGAAGCAACUCCACCACCGACUUGCAAGGAAGCCUCCAGCCUGGCCCUCCUGAGACCGAGAAGAAAGAGUCGCAAGCAUCAAGACAUGUCUUCGAUGCGAUUAUCGCCAUUGGAGUGUUGAUCAAGGGAGAAACUAUGCAUUUCGAGUAUAUUGCAGAUGCGGUCAGCCAUGGCCUGAUGAGGGUGCAGCUGGACAGCGGAGUCCCUGUGAUCUUUGGUCUUCUCACGGUGCUGAAUGAGGCUCAAGGCCUGGCGAGAGCAGGUCUGGAAGGUGGCAGCGGCAAAGAAGCCACUGGCCACAACCAUGGAGAAGACUGGGGGAAUGCCGCCGUGGAACUAGGAGUCAAGCGCAGAGGUUGGAGUCAAGGCAAGAUUGCAGGGUCGUGA
Capronia coronata CBS 617.96 is the source of this 687-nucleotide messenger RNA. Its product is annotated as 6,7-dimethyl-8-ribityllumazine synthase. Lineage: Eukaryota; Fungi; Ascomycota; Eurotiomycetes; Chaetothyriales; Herpotrichiellaceae. Gene Ontology annotation, molecular function: 6,7-dimethyl-8-ribityllumazine synthase activity. The transcript has a single exon. Gene Ontology annotation, biological process: riboflavin biosynthetic process. Gene Ontology annotation, cellular component: intracellular anatomical structure; mitochondrial intermembrane space; riboflavin synthase complex. Bases 1 to 687 code for a protein of 228 amino acids. The record is from RefSeq and is a predicted model, not a curated record.